This is a messenger RNA of Lontra canadensis (Northern American river otter), 2238 nucleotides long. It is a transcript of the gene HEYL, whose product is annotated as hes related family bHLH transcription factor with YRPW motif like. Gene Ontology annotation, biological process: regulation of transcription by RNA polymerase II; Notch signaling pathway; anterior/posterior pattern specification. The coding region runs from base 34 to 1020 and encodes 328 amino acids. Gene Ontology annotation, molecular function: DNA-binding transcription factor activity, RNA polymerase II-specific; RNA polymerase II cis-regulatory region sequence-specific DNA binding; protein dimerization activity. Gene Ontology annotation, cellular component: nucleus. The record is from RefSeq and is a predicted model, not a curated record. Lineage: Eukaryota; Metazoa; Chordata; Mammalia; Carnivora; Mustelidae. The transcript has 5 exons.
CCGUCGCGCGGAGACCCAGAGCCUGUGCUCGCCAUGAAGCGGCCCAGGGAGCCGAGCGGGUCUGACAGCGAGUCCGACGGACCCAUCGACGUGGGCCGCGAGGGCGAGCUGAGCCAGAUGGCCAGGCCGCUGUCCACCCCCAGCCCUUCGCAGAUGCAAGCCAGGAAGAAACGCAGAGGGAUCAUAGAGAAACGGCGCCGAGACCGCAUCAACAGCAGCCUUUCUGAGUUGCGACGCUUGGUCCCCACCGCCUUUGAGAAACAGGGCUCCUCCAAGCUGGAGAAGGCUGAGGUCCUGCAGAUGACAGUGGACCACUUGAAAAUGCUCCAUGCCACUGGUGGGACAGGAUUCUUUGAUGCCCGAGCCUUGGCAGUGGACUUCCGCAGCAUCGGUUUUCGGGAGUGCCUCACCGAGGUCAUCAGGUACCUGGGGGUCCUGGAAGGGCCAAGCAGCCGUGCAGACCCCGUCCGGAUUCGUCUUCUCUCGCACCUCAACAGCUAUGCAGCCGAGAUGGAGCCUUCUCCCACGCCCGCUGGUCCCCUGGCCUUCCCUGCCUGGCCCUGGUCCUUCUUCCAUAGUUGUCCAGGGCUGUCAGCCCCGAGCAACCAGCUCACUAUCUUGGGAAGAGUGCCCGGUCCCAUCCUGCCCAGCGCCCCCUCUCUCGCUUACCCCCUCCAGGCCCUCCGAACCGCUCCUGUGCGCAGAGCCACUGGCACCAUCCUACCAGCCCGCAGGAAUUUGCUGCCCAGUCGAGGGGCAUCUUCCAUGCGGAGGGCCCGUCCCUUGGAGAGACCAGCUGCUCCCCUGCCUGUAGCCCCCGGCAUCAGGGCUGCCAGGAGCAGCCACACGACACCCCUCCUACGAUCUUCUUCCCCUAUACCUCCUGGCAUUGUGGGGUCCCCUGCUUAUGUGGCUGUUCCUGCCCCCAGGCCCUCUUCCCCAGGGGCAGCUGGGAGGCCAGCAGGAGCUGGGCCCUGCCACUCCUGGGUCUCUGAAAUCACUGAAAUCGGGGCUUUCUGAGCUGGCUUCUCCCCAGGAGCGAGGAGGGUUCUUUUUCUAGGAGCUCUAAAAACAGUGCUGUCUUCUGCCCUGCUUCCUGACCUGGCUCCUGUCUGUGAUGGCAAUUUCCCUCACCCAUCAGAGGCCCCUUCCUCCUUUGGCCCACCUCCCCUCCUCACUACCCAUCCCAGCUUGUCGACCCAGCUCUCCUGGAGCUGUUCUGAUCUCAGAGGCCUGGUCUCAUUUCUUACCUGGGACAAAUAAGUCCUGGGAGGGCCCCAACAAGCUGUGCCCAGACCCUUUCCUGCCCCGGCACACAGAGAGCAGCAGGCAUGAAUCUAAGGUCUGGGAACAAAGCUUGACCCUAAAAGACAUAACAGCCUCAGGCUGGCUGCUUGUCUAGAGAGUUCAGAAUCCAGCUUGUGCAGUGACUGGUUCAGCCUUCCCAGGACCCCAGGACUAGGACAUAGUGUCUGCCUCACUUCCGGAGACAGUAACAGAGCAGGGGCCACAAAGUGGUCUCUGGGGAACCCCCGUCUGCCCCUGUCCACCCCACUGCAGUGGGCCACAGGACAGGAACCCCUGUCCACCACAGCCAAAGCCUGGGGGUUAGGGGCCCAGCACGGCCUGCUCGGGUGUUCUGCCCCACUGCAGACCCCUCCCCUCCGGCUAAGCCACAGUUCCCUGCAUAGAGACUGGGAGGUUUCUGGGCAGCAGUAAGACUCCAAAACAGGGGGUCCUUACCAGCAGGCCUGGGACAGCACCCCCAGACAAGAGCCGGGUUUGAGUGGAGAACACAGCUCCCUGCCUCUCACACCGUCACCAUCUUCCAGAUGCCUGUUCCCUGUUGGGUGCACAGUGUGGAGGGUCACGUUCCCAUGUGAUGGCGCCCCAAGAGGAGCCCUCUUGGGAUUCAGCACCAGACGUUUGUGCUGCCUGGUUUGCAUCCGGCUCGCAGAGCCCAGACUGUGGGACAGCCAAGGGCUGUCAAGCUGGACAAAAAUAACUGCAAGGAGGGACGAGAGGAAGGACAGUCAGAGGCAGUUAGGCCCUUCAAGGUCACACGGUGGGUCAAGGGCCUGAGAUCCUGUUCACCCAGGAUACCAUGCAGCUGGCUCUGCUCAGAGGCCGUUUCAUGACCCAGCUCCAGCCCUGGCCACUUGUCCUCUAGCAGAGGGAGCAAAUGGCCUGGCCCCCAUUCCCAGUGGAACAGCAGAGAUCAGAAAAGAUCGGGAAAGA